Diaporthe amygdali is the source of this 1587-nucleotide messenger RNA. RefSeq names its product serine carboxypeptidase. Bases 1 to 1587 code for a protein of 528 amino acids. Gene Ontology annotation, biological process: proteolysis. The transcript has 2 exons. Gene Ontology annotation, molecular function: serine-type carboxypeptidase activity. NCBI's taxonomy places the organism in Eukaryota, Fungi, Ascomycota, Sordariomycetes, Diaporthales, Diaporthaceae. The record is from RefSeq and is a predicted model, not a curated record.
AUGCUCAAAACAUUUUCGCUGCUACUACCAAUAUGGGCAGUUCUCACUGCCGCAGCCAGCCAACCUUCACCUCAUGCCUCAAUUUUUCAAGAUAGAGUUCACUACUUUGAGAAUGCAAGGGCAGCAGCUGGGCAAGAACAGGCGGCGUUUGUCAACCGCGCCUCGAAUGCGCCGCGGCCAACGUCCUACCUCACAAACAAGACAAUGCCAUUCGCUGUGAAUGGCACAGGCGUGCCGCUGGUCGACUGGGACAUUGGCGAGUCUUACGCAGGGCUCUUGCCGAUCUCGCAAAAUGCCACCGAGACGCGCAAGCUGUUCUUCUGGUUCUUCCCAUCCGAGAACCCCGCCGCCACCGACGAGAUCGCAGUCUGGUUCACCGGAGGGCCAGGCUGCUCGUCGAUGUUAGGUCUACUACAGGAGAACGGGCCUAUCCUCUGGCAGUCCGGAACAUUCGGGCCGAUCAAGAAUCCUUACGCCUGGAUCAAGCUUACCAACUUUGUCUGGAUCGAUCAGCCUAGUAACACCGGCUAUUCAGUCGGUGAGCCGGACAUAUUGAACGAGAUUGAUCUCGUGCGAGAGUUUAAAGGAUUCUGGAGGAAUUUCAUGGACACUUUCGACCUUCAUCAACGAAAAAUCUACUUGACGGGUGAAUCAUACGCCGGAUUUUAUGUUCCUUACAUUGCGGACGGGUUUCUCAAUGAGAACGAUACAGAGUAUUUUAAUAUUAAGGGAAUUGCCAUCAAUGACCCGUUCAUCGGAAACGCUCAGUUUCAGCAAGAAAUAAUCCUUCCGGACUUCAUUGAGUAUUGGAACAACGUUCUGGGCCUCAAUGACACCUUCAUGUCGAGCCUUCGUUCCCAGAAACAACAGUGCGGCUACGCCGACUAUCUGAACAAACACCUCGCCUUCCCGCCUCCGCCGAGACCAUGGGACGCAGUUCCGUCAGACUGCGGCGUCUAUUUCGACUUCAUCGACGCUGUCCUAGCAGUCAACCCUUGCUUCAACGUUUACCAUAUCACCGAUAUGUGCCCCUUUCCUUACCAGCCCCUCGGCGUCAUCAACGGCGGUGAUUACGUCCCCCCUUCGGCUCCAGAGACCUACUUCAACCGCGCGGACGUGAAGACGGCCCUCAACGUUCCCAACGCAGCAUACUGGUGGGCCUGCUCGCUCAGCGGUGGGUUCCUCGGCGACGACCGGUCACCGGGACCAGGCGUUGACGACACGCUUACGCGGGUGAUUGACGGUCUCAACAAUACUAUUAUCGGUUCUGGGGCCCUCGACUUCAUAUUGCCGACGAAUGGGACGCUGCUGGUGCUCCAGAACAUCACAUGGAACGGGUCCCAGGGCUUCCAGCGGAAGCCGUCGGCGCCGCUCUUUGUGCCCUACCACACCGAGCAGAAUACGGGCGCGAUGGCUGGGGCAGGGAGUCUAGGGGUUUGGGGUUCCGAGCGGGGCGUGACGUUUUACGAGGUGCAGCUGGCUGGUCAUGAGCUUCCGGGCUAUUCUGCCGCAAGUGGUUAUCGCAGCCUCGAGCUGCUUCUUGGGCGUGUUAAAGACUUUAGUGACACAACCCCUUUAGCUCUUUGA